Messenger RNA from Sclerotinia borealis F-4128, 828 nucleotides. NCBI's taxonomy places the organism in Eukaryota, Fungi, Ascomycota, Leotiomycetes, Helotiales, Sclerotiniaceae. The record is from the annotation of a GenBank genome assembly.
AUGAAGCUCAACAUCUUUUCCACCACUUUAGCCAUUGGCUUGGUCUCUGCCGGAGCUCACUAUCACCAACAAGAUGUCGUUGCCAACGGCACCGAAGGUGUAUGGAUAGCGCCUACAGAUACCGACUACCGCGGUCCAUGCCCCAUGAUGAACACCCUAGCAAACCAUGGAUUUCUUCCCCGCGAUGGGAAAAAUCUCACCGAAUAUAACGUUGUCAAGGGUCUCAACGAUGGUCUCAACUUCAAUAAAUCUCUCGCAACCAUCAUGUUUCAGCAAGCUAUACCUGCCAGCCCCGCCUACCCAAAUGCUACAUUCUUUACCCUCAACGACCUCAACCGCCACAACGUCCUCGAACACGACGGAAGCAUAAGUCGCUCCGACGCCUACUACGGCAACAACUACAUCUUUAACCAAACCAUCUUCGACACCACCAAAGCCUACUGGCCAUCCGAAACCCUCACCGCGCAACACCUCAUCGACGGCAAAAUGUUCCGCCAAAUCGUAUCGCGCUCCACAAAUCCAAACUACACCUUCAGCGCUACGACUCAACAAUUCAGUUUGGGAGAGAUGGCUGCACCGAUUGUGGCUUUUGGUGAUAAAUAUGUUGUGACUGCUAACCGCACUUUGGUUGAGAGUUGGAUUGAAAAUGAACGUCUGCCAACUGAACUUGGGUGGAGGAAACCGGUUGAGGAAAUCUUGCUGAGUGAUAUUACUUAUGUGACUGAAGUUCUCGGGAACCUCACUUCGCUUUAUAGCACUGUGAUUAUUACGCCUAACCCAGACUCGCUUGCAAAGCGUCAGAUGGGACACUGGGGUCAAUCAAUCUAG